UAUGACCGUUGAUAGAUACGCUCCCCCGCACCCUUCCCCUUUCCCAGAAUUCAAACUCAUAUAUAUAAACACAAUUUCUCCAUUAAACUAUUCCAACAAACCACAAACAUCUAUCGCAAAUUUCAGAGCUUCAGGAUUUUUUUGUUGCGAGUUGAUUGAGUUCCUCCAUGUCCAAGAUGAUGUUGAGAUCCAGCAAGCCGCCGCUUCCGAGAUCUCCGAUUCGUCUUCGCUCUCGCCGUGCGCUCCGGUCUACCACAAACACCCUUCAAACUCCUCCAGGUUCUUUGACAAAAUCUCAGUUGCCUAAUCCUCGGAGUGACGUUGAAGAAUGGGAGAUGCGUCCGGAAUACCAUACAAUUUCCUGUGAGCUCCGGGCUUUGGCAAAGAUGGUGCAGCAAGAAAUCGGCAAUGGAGAUGGGGGAAAUCCUGGGAAUGAGGAAUACUCAUUGAACCCCAGAAGCCCUUUGUUUGAGAGGGGGAGGUUGUAUGAAGAGUACUCUGCUAGGAGGAAUGAGAGGCUGAAGAGAAAGAAGUGCGGCGAAGAGAAGGCGGCGGUUUAUGGUCUUGGUGUGAGAGUUGAGUCUGCUAAGAAAAGGGUGGUGCAGAGCGGCCGGAAAAUAGUUCCGGCGACUCCGAUGACGGCGCAGAGAGGAGGAGAGAAGCCGAGGUAUAUGCUGAGAAGCAUGACAACAAGCAAGGAGAAUAAGAAGCCUCCUCAUUUGGCUAUGAGUGUUGAGAAAUCUGUUGGGGGUGGAGAGAAGAAGAAGACUGCAGUUAGAAGGUCCAGGAAAAUUUGAUUUUAAAGAUGUUUGCCCAUCCUUUUUUUUUUUUCUGCCUUUUAAUUUUCGGUUUCUGGAGUCUAUUGCUGCUGGUUGGUAGUUGUUGUAAAUUGGGCUAUAUGAUCAUAUGGAUUUAGGAUGACAAGCUUUGAAGACAUUGAAGAGGCUAUAAGUGUUAUAGCUUCAAUACAAUUUGAAUUUUUAGGCCUUGGAGCUAAAUAUUGAAAAUUUUCGAUGUUGAAAUUUCAAUACAAUGUUGAAUUUGAGCUAAAAA
Molecule: messenger RNA, 1053 nt
Organism: Ipomoea triloba (trilobed morning glory)
Lineage: Eukaryota; Viridiplantae; Streptophyta; Magnoliopsida; Solanales; Convolvulaceae
Exons: 3
Coding region: 168-797 (209 amino acids)
Source: RefSeq, a predicted model, not a curated record